Messenger RNA from Cynara cardunculus var. scolymus (artichoke), 3142 nucleotides. RefSeq names its product coatomer subunit beta'-1-like. Bases 169 to 2889 code for a protein of 906 amino acids. NCBI's taxonomy places the organism in Eukaryota, Viridiplantae, Streptophyta, Magnoliopsida, Asterales, Asteraceae. The record is from RefSeq and is a predicted model, not a curated record. Gene Ontology annotation, molecular function: protein binding; structural molecule activity. Gene Ontology annotation, biological process: intra-Golgi vesicle-mediated transport; endoplasmic reticulum to Golgi vesicle-mediated transport; intracellular protein transport. The transcript is spliced from 25 exons. Gene Ontology annotation, cellular component: COPI vesicle coat.
AAUCCCUCGCUCACGAAUCACAGGGGUGCUGUUACACAACAAAGAGCCUCUGGAUCUCAAAUUCCGACUCUACUUCUCCGAUUUCUCCUGCCGGAUCUCUCACUCCGACGUUAGGGUUCAGAUUCCAAUCACCGAUUUAAAGCUUAACUAUUUUUUCCUUCUCCAACAAUGCCUCUCAGGCUCGAUAUCAAGAGGAAGCUUGCUCAAAGAUCGGAAAGAGUAAAAUCCGUGGACCUGCAUCCAACGGAACCAUGGAUCCUCACAAGUUUGUAUUCAGGGACAGUCUGCAUAUGGGAUUACCAGUCUCAGACUAUGGCAAAGUCCUUUGAAGUUACCGAGUUACCAGUCAGAUCAGCAAAGUUCAUAGCACGCAAGCAGUGGGUUGUUGCCGGUGCAGAUGACAUGUUUAUCCGGGUAUACAAUUACAAUACAAUGGAUAAAGUCAAGGUAUAUGAGGCACAUACAGAUUAUAUUCGGUGUGUGGCUGUCCACCCCACCCUCCCAUAUGUAUUGUCAUCAUCUGAUGACAUGCUUAUAAAGCUCUGGGAUUGGGAGAAGAACUGGUAUUGUACUCAAAUUUUUGAGGGUCAUUCCCAUUAUGUGAUGCAAGUGACAAUCAAUCCAAAAGACACCAAUACUUUUGCAAGUGCGUCACUGGAUCGUACUAUAAAGAUUUGGAAUCUUGGCUCACCUGAUCCUAACUUCACACUUGAUGCCCAUCUCAAAGGAGUGAAUUGUGUGGAUUAUUUCACGGGUGGUGAUAAACCUUAUCUUAUUACUGGAUCAGAUGAUCACACUGCUAAGGUGUGGGAUUAUCAAACCAAAACUUGUGUCCAGACUUUAGAAGGUCACACACACAAUGUUUCUGCUGUAUGCUUUCAUCCUGAGCUCCCAAUAAUUAUUACAGGCUCUGAGGAUGGUACUGUACGUAUAUGGCAUUCAACCACUUAUAGACUAGAGAACACCUUGAAUUAUGGACUUGAAAGGGUCUGGUCUGUUGCAUACAUGAAAGGUUCACGUCGGGUCGUUUUUGGAUAUGAUGAAGGGACCAUAAUGGUGAAAAUUGGUCGGGAGGAGCCUGUAGCUAGUAUGGAUAACAGUGGGAAAGUUAUAUGGUCUAAGCAUAAUGAGAUUCAGACUGUUAACAUCAAGAGCGUGGGAGCUGAUUAUGAGGUUUCUGAUGGAGAGAGAUUGCCUUUGGCAGUCAAAGAGUUGGGAACAUGUGAUCUCUAUCCACAAAGCUUGAAGCACAACCCAAAUGGGAGGUUUGUCGUUGUCUGUGGUGACGGUGAAUACAUCAUAUAUACAGCUUUAGCAUGGAGAAAUAGAUCGUUUGGCUCUGCAUUGGAGUUUGUUUGGUCUACAGAUGGUGAAUAUGCUGUUAGAGAGAGCACAUCAAAGGUCAAGAUUUUUAAUAAAUCUUUUCAGGAAAAGAAGAGUAUCCGACCAACAUUUUCAGUUGAGCAUAUGUGUGGAGGAUCUUUGCUAGCAAUGUGCUCAAAUGAUUUUAUUUGUUUCUAUGAUUGGACUGAGUGCAGAUUGAUUCAACGUAUUGAUGUUACUGUCAAAAACCUCUACUGGGCCGAUAGUGGUGAUUUGGUGGCAAUUUCCAGUGAUUCAUCAUUUUACGUACUAAAAUACAACCGUGAUGUAGUGUCAGCACAUCUGGAUAGUGGUAUACCUGUAGAUGAGCAAGGUGUUGAAGAGUCCUUUGAACUUCUGUAUGAAGUAAACGAAAGAGUUAGAUCUGGAUUAUGGGUUGGGGACUGUUUUAUAUACACUAAUGCUUCAUGGAGACUCAACUAUUGUGUUGGUGGCGAGGUAACCACAAUGUUUCAUUUGGAUCGACCUAUGUAUCUUCUAGGAUAUCUGGCUAAUCAAAGCAGGGUUUAUCUCAUUGACAAAGAAUUCAAUGUCAUUGGAUACACUUUGCUUCUCACCUUAAUCGAGUAUAAGACCCUCGUGAUGCGUGGGGACAUAGAACGAGCUAAUGGUGUUUUACCCUCAAUUCCAAAGGAGCAUCUUAAUAGUGUUGCUCGUUUUCUGGAGUCGCGAGGUAUGAUUGAAGAGGCCUUGGAAGUUGCUACAGAUCCUGACUAUAGAUUUGAGUUGGCCAUCCAGCUUGGUAAACUCGACAUCGCUAAGGAUAUCGCUCUAGUAGCAGAGAACGAGUCAAAAUGGAAGCAAUUGGGUGAAUUAGCCAUGUCUGCUGGAUUGUUGGACAUGGCAGAGGAUUGUUUGAAGCAUGCAAAUGAUUUGAGUGGUUUGUUACUCCUGUAUUCUUCUCUAGGAGAUGCUGAAGAGAUAGCAAAGCUUGCAUCUCUUGCAAAAGAGAAUGGAAAGAACAAUGUUGCAUUUGCUUGUCUGUUUAUGCUCGGUAAAUUGGAAGACUGCCUACAGCUGUUGGUUGAUAGCAACCGGAUACCUGAAGCUGCUCUAAUGGCACGGUCUUAUCUUCCCAGCAAGGUUUCAGAAAUAGUUGCCAUUUGGAGAAAAGACCUUAACAAGGUUAACCAGAAAGCUGCCGACUCUUUAGCAGAUCCCGAAGAGUACCCAAAUAUGUUUGAGGACUGGCAAGUUGCACUUGAGGUUGAAGCACGGGCAGCAGAGACAAGGGGUAGUUAUCCUCCAGCAGCAGAGUAUGUGAACUAUGUUGACAGACCGCAUGUCAACCUAGUGGAGGCUUUCAGAAACAUGCAAUUGGACAUCGAGGAACCACUGGAAAAUGGAGGGUUGGAUCAUGAGGGUUUGGAACAGAAUGGGAAGGUGGGGGAAUUUGUUGACAGUCAAGAAGUGAUUCAAAAUGAAGGCCAAAAAGAUGUUGCAAUAGAUAAUGAUUCUACAGAUGGUGCAGUACUCGUUAACGGUAAUGAGGCGGACGAGGAGUGAGGAUCGAGUGUCUGAUAGGAGCAUGGUGUAAUUUUGUAGCGCUUCGGAUUUUAUGAUGCGGACAUCUGAUAUAGAUUUGAGCUUCACUUGAGUUUGGUAGUGAGUUACUACUACUUCUUCUACUACUCUGUAGGUGUUUAAUCAAUAUUCUUUUUGAGGUGAUUUUUGUUUGUGACAUUUUAUAUGGUAUGGGUGUGAGAUAUGACAUAAAUCAUAGUUUUUUCUUCAUCUAAUUGUUUGUAAUGAUGUUAUC